Molecule: messenger RNA, 1248 nt
Organism: Prosopis cineraria
Lineage: Eukaryota; Viridiplantae; Streptophyta; Magnoliopsida; Fabales; Fabaceae
Exons: 2
Coding region: 154-597 (147 amino acids)
Source: RefSeq, a predicted model, not a curated record
ACACCAUUAUGUCCAUGGCAGCAUGUAUAUUUUUAUUCCCUUCCCCAGUCAGCGUUCACAGAAGCAUCGGGGAGAGGGGGAGAGAGAGAGAAUUCUGAGACCAGAAGCUUCGUUCUUGUCUUCUCCUUCCUCUGCCUCACCGCGUCGUCGGCAAUGGAGCAUCAGAGUCCCGUCCGCCGUUGCCAAGGUGUUUGUGCGACCUUCCUCCUUCCUUCCUUGUUCUGCACCUCUAUUUUACAGAGAGCUCCAGAAACCACCGAGAAAAUGAGAGAACUUUGGCCUUCCUCCACCUACUUCUUCUAUCAUAAGCGUCGCCGGCGAGGGUGUCAUCAUCCUUCAUGUCUCUGUUCGACGUCCCCUGUCGGUGUAUGUGUCGGAGGUUGUGUGAGGAGCUUGGUCGUUGGAGAAGCUUGUGGUGCUGCUGUUAUAUGUUACCGUCAGCCUCUCAUUUGCCUUCCUCGUUGCAGCUAUGUCGGAAUCCCCUCCUCCCCUGUUCAAUGUUGUGCGAUCCUCUUUCUCUCCUUGCUUUUUCUGCUGCUGAUUGAAGGUGAGGAGUUCGAACUCCCUUCUCUUUGUUGGUCCUGUUGGUGUGUUUAAAUUUCAGAGAUUGUGGUUUUCUACAUGCUUUGCUGCUGGAUGUUCGAACAUUGACAAAGGGGUUUAGGCAAGUUGGAACUUUCAGAUUUUUAGAGUUAGGUGCAGUAUGGAUUUAAAUUUUAUUUGAGUUUAUUUUUAAAUUUAGUUGAAAGGAUGAAAUUUAGGAAAAUUGAUUAAUUUAAAUAUUGAAAUUGAGAAAUUUUGGGAAAGGACAUUGAGGAAGAAGAGGCUUGAUAUUUGUUUGAAUUUAGAUGCAUAUGAGAUAGUUGAUAAAAUGCUUGAGAGGAAGUUGGGAUGAGGAAUAGAUAUUUUGAAGAGAAUAUUUUCAUUAAUAAUUCAAGUACUAAUUUCUAUUUAUGUAUUGAUCUUUGAAAUAUCUAUUAAAUAUUAUUUUGACAUUUGAUUUUGAGAUGCACCUAAGGUGCUUGGUAAGAUGGGUGCCAAAAGUAUAUUGAAAUUUUUGUGAGAUCAAGAAUGAUGUAAAUUUAUAUAAGGUUGGCUCAGAGAGAGAGAGAGAGAGAGAGAGAGAGAGAGAGAGAGAGAGAGAGAGAGAGAGAGAGAGAGAGAGAGAGAGAGAGAGAGAGAGAGAGAGAGAGAGAGAGAGAGAGAGAGAGAGAGAGAGAGAGAGAGAGAGAGAGCGAGAGAGAGAGA